Coniosporium apollinis CBS 100218 is the source of this 1098-nucleotide messenger RNA. RefSeq names its product tartrate dehydrogenase. Lineage: Eukaryota; Fungi; Ascomycota; Dothideomycetes. The record is from RefSeq and is a predicted model, not a curated record. Bases 1 to 1098 code for a protein of 365 amino acids. Gene Ontology annotation, molecular function: oxidoreductase activity, acting on the CH-OH group of donors, NAD or NADP as acceptor; NAD binding. The transcript has 2 exons.
AUGGCUGUGACACCCAAAUCUCACUACCGCAUUGCGUCGAUUCCCGCCGAUGGCAUCGGACAGGAAGUUAUCGGUGCCGCGAUCGAAGUAGUCAAUGCAUUGGCCAAAACUCUCCAAACGUUUACAAUCGAGUUUGAGCAUUUACCAUGGGGGACCUCGUACUACAAGGGGCAUGGCCGUUACAUACCGGAAGGCGCGCUAGAUACGUUGCGCUCUUUCGACGCCGGCCUUUUCGGAUCCGUUGGAGCUCCUGACGUCCCGGACCACAUCUCUUUAUGGGGCCUCUUGCUAGCCAUCCGCGGACCUCUCCAGCUGUACGCCAACGUACGGCCAGUGCGAACCUUCCCUGGGACCCACUCACCUCUCAAGACAAUCGACGAAAGAGGCGUUGACUGGAUGAUCAUCCGCGAGAACUCAGAGGGAGAAUACGCGGGCCAGGGCGGAAGAUCACACCUGGGUCAAGCUUGGGAGACAGCAACAGAGGUGGCCAUCUUCACCAGGAUCGGCAUUGAGCGUAUCAUGCGCUUUGCGUUUGAAACCGCUCAGUCUAGACCUGCCAAGCGACUCACUGUUGUGACCAAGUCCAAUUCGAUGCGCAACGGUAUGGUUCUAUGGGACGAGGUGGCACUCGAGGUAUCCAAGGACUUUCCCGACGUCCAGUGGGACAAGAUGCUGGUCGAUGCGAUGACGGUGCGGAUGAUCGCCAAACCAUACUCAAUCGACACCAUUGUUGGGACGAACCUGCACAUGGAUAUUAUCUCAGACAUGGCGGCGGCUCUUGCAGGGUCCAUCGGCAUCGCUCCGUCCAGCAAUCUCGAUCCGACGCGGAAGAAUCCUAGUCUAUUUGAGCCGGUCCAUGGCUCGGCGUUCGAUAUCACCGGAAAGGGUGUUGCUAAUCCGAUAGCUGCUAUCUGGUCAGCGGCUGAGAUGUUGCGGUGGCUUAGAGCCUCGGAGGCUGCGGACAAGCUUAUGGCGUCGAUUGAGAGAGUUUGCCAAAGUGGUACUCUUACGCCCGAUUUGGGAGGGAAUGCCACUACUACGGACGUUGUGGAUGCUAUCAUCAAUGACAUUUAUCAAUUUUAUAGACUUCCGGAUUAG